AUGACAGCCGCAAACCCAAGGACCGUCGGUCUUUGCAUCUUCCUCUUCCUCGCCUCCGCGCUCCUCACCCUCUCCCUGAAGCAAACCCACCACAGAUCAGCCCAAUUCCUCCCUUCGAGCCUCACCCACCGAAAAGGAACAACUUUGGCAGCCUCGAAGGGAAACGCAGCGGCAGCAGCAGCAGCAUCAUUAGCACCAGAAGACCCCCAAACAACCCACCAGAAAGUCCUCCAGACCCACAAGGUAGCCUUCGCAACCUUCCUCGCCGCCAACGCGAAUCCCGGCAGGAAAGAGACCGACGCCGAAUCCGCCGCCAUCGACGACGCCGACGACGGCUACUUCAUCGGCACCCGCGUCCUCGCCUACCAGCUCCUCCACAGCAGAUCCGCCGGCACCAACAACUCCAUCCCCUUCCUCGUCCUCUGCACCCGCGACGUCUCCCUCCGCAAGCGCACCAUCCUCAAAUCCGAAGGCGCCACCAUCGUCCUCGUGGAGAAGCUCGACAAUGGCUGGGUCCAACAGGGAAACCCGCGAUGGCAAGACGUCAUGACCAAGCUCCGACUCUUCCAGUUGACACAAUACAGCAAAAUCUGCUUCAUCGACGCGGAUAUGCUCGUCACCGCGCCUCUGGAUGGGGUCUUCUUCGACGAAGCGACGCUCACGCAGGCUACGUUGCCGCACCAGGAAGCCAUCAAGGAAGACGAGGCCCCGCUUCCGAGGACUUAUCUGUUCGCUACGCAUGCUGAUUAUUGGGGUUACGAUCACGAAUACCCGCCGCCUACGAGUCUUUCCUAUCUCAAUUGCGGCUUCUUCGUCUUCACGCCCUCGAUUCCGUUGUUCGAUUACUACGUCUCCCUGCUUUCCCUGCCGGGGCGUUUUGACCCGACAUUCCCAGAGCAGAAUCUCCUGAACUACGCACAUCGGCAGGAUGGGAAUAUGCCGUGGAGACCGUUGUGGUAUGGCUGGAAUGUGAACUGGCCGACGGAGAAAGAUUGGAGGGGCGGGGCGAGGAGUUUUCAUGCCAAGUAUUGGGAUGGGGACCCGAGUCAUGAUCCGGUGUUGAAAGCUAUCUGGAAGGAACAGAGGGCGGAGAUGGAGGGCUUCCAUCGGGGGAGGCAACUGGAGAGAGCUCGGAGUGUUGGAUGA
Lecanosticta acicola is the source of this 1146-nucleotide messenger RNA. NCBI's taxonomy places the organism in Eukaryota, Fungi, Ascomycota, Dothideomycetes, Mycosphaerellales, Mycosphaerellaceae. The record is from the annotation of a GenBank genome assembly.